AUGACGCCGGCCACGACAUGUGUGAUGCUGGUGCUCAUCUGCGUGUUGAGCUUCUCCAUCCGCCUCUUUCCGGUCGUCAUAUGGGGCAGUGUUAUCCAUGAAUUUGAUCCGCAGUUUAAUUUCCGAGUGACCAAAUUUCUAGCCCAGCACGGCAUCUACGAGCUAGUGGACUGGUUUGAUGACCGUACGUGGUACCCUUUGGGGCGUACUGUAGGCACUACAGUGUAUCCUGGUCUUAUGGCCGGGGCUGCAGGGCUGCAAUGGUUUCUGACGCGAGCACUGCGCAUGCCGAUCUCUAUCCGAGACGCCUGCGUCUUCCUCGCACCAGCCUUCUCAUCUCUUGCUUGUGUGGCUCAGUUCUUGCUAACUUAUGAGGUUACAGAGAACGCAUUGACGGCGCUUCUAUCAGCUGUGCUACUGAGCGUGUCGCCCGCGUACAUCUCGCGGUCAACUGCAGGUUCUUUCGACAAUGAAGGCAUUGCAAUUUUCCUGCUUGUAUUGACCUUUAAUUUAUGGGUAAAGGCAGUGAAGACGGGCAUGAUGAUCUGGGCUGCACUUGCUGCGGUUUGUUACUUUGCUAUGGCUCUAUCGUGGGGAGGAUACGUGUUUAUCAUCAACAUUGUCCCGAUCCACGUGUUAGUGUUGUUGCUCUCGGGCCAUUACUCAGCCAAGGUUUAUGUCGCGUACUCUACGUUUUAUCCGCUAGCGACGCUAGGUGCGAUGCGGGUGCCAUUUAUCGGAUUCAAUGCAGUACUUCAGGGCGAGACUGCUGGAUCUCACGGAGUCUUUGCGCUUUUGCAGGUGUAUGCUUUCAUGCAAUGUUUAUCUACUCAGAUAUCACAACGCCACUUUCGGUGGCUUCUUCAAACUUGCUUGAGCGUUGGUGCAGCUAUCACCGCUAUUGGUUUGCUGUUUGCAUUCUUGUUAGGAAAACUUCAAUGGAGUGGGCGAAGUUUGACACUACUGGAUCCAACGUACGCGUCCAAGUACAUUCCAAUCAUUGCAUCAGUGGGAGAACACCAACCGACUGUGUGGUCAGCGUUUUACUUCUCACUUGGACCAGCGAUGUUGUUUGUUCCUUUAGGAAUGUUUUAUUCAUUCCAGAAACUGGAUGUUAGUUUUUUAUUUAUGAUCGUCUACAGCACAUUUGCUUUCUACUUUUCAGGUAUCAUGGUUCGGUUGUUGCUCACCGUAGCUCCAGCAGCAUGUUACCUAUCGGCAGUUGGCGCAUCGGGAUUUAUUCAGAAAUUUCUGAAACUCGCGCGCAGAGAUGCAGCCGAGGGGAGCAUUUGUUCAGCAGGAGAAGGGAAAACCAACGAGACAAUGAACGCUAACGUUCCAGCAGACGAAGAGAAAGAAGAUCCAAGGAAGUCGCACAUAGAAGACAUCGUGUUGGCGCUUGGCGCUAAAUUGCGAUUUCAACCUGACAAAGAGGUUGCUGGCAAACAGCAUAAGUCUCCAAGGGCGCUUCAGCUGCUUGUUUUCGCUUGCGGGCUUCUCUUUGUUACUCACACCCGCCAUUCGUCUAAGCUUGCCAAGAAAGUGUUCUCAUCAACGUCACUUGUAUUCGAAAAAAUGAACAUGACAACAAUGAAAAAGGACUUGCACGACGACUACCGUGAAGCAUUUGCCUGGCUGCGACAAAAUACUCCCGAAAACGCCAAAAUUUUGAGCUGGUGGGACUACGGAUACCAGAUCGCCACGCUGGCAAAUCGUACAGUAUUAGUUGACAACAAUACGUGGAAUAAUACGCACAUUGCUACUGUUGGUCGUGUAUUUACUUCACGGGAAGACGACGCACUGCCGAUUUUACGCAGCCUUGAUGUCGACUAUGUGUUCUUGAUGUUUGGGGGUAAAGUUGGCAUGCCUGGUGAUGAUCUCGAUAAGUUGCCGUGGAUAGUCAAGAUCUCAGAGGGAGUGUUCCCUGACGAUAUCAUUGAGUCCGAGUUUCAAGUGAAUGGACAAUAUAUUUUUCAUGAGAAUGCAACUCGCGCCAUGACGGAAAGUGUUCUUUACAAGCUCAGUUAUUUUGAGUUUAACCAAGUACAGAGCUUACCGGCAAAAGACAAUGAAGAUCCCGUUUUUGGAUGGGAUAUGAACCGUCGAUUUCGAAUACCAGAACGCAACAUUGAGCUACAAUAUUUUGAGCACGCGUUUACUUCGGAUGCUUGGAUGGUUCGGAUUUAUCGGGUCAAGUCUCUCAGAGAACAGGUUGUAAUGCACAAAUCAAAAUGA
This is a messenger RNA of Peronospora belbahrii, 2235 nucleotides long. NCBI's taxonomy places the organism in Eukaryota, Oomycota, Peronosporomycetes, Peronosporales, Peronosporaceae. The record is from the annotation of a GenBank genome assembly.